CAGAAAUGCAGGUGAAACUUCGCGAUCCAAUCGCUCUGUUGUACUCCUGCUUGGCUGGGCGUCAUUUGUUUAUCCACGAAGGGCCGCGUCACUCGAGAGAAUGCCUGGUUUCCGACAGCCUGAUUCUCGUCCACCACAAGCCAUUGGGUCAUUUUGACAUGUCCGGCAACACCAAUUCCUCUAUCGGAGAGGUAGAUUACUAUUACGAUAACUAA
This is a messenger RNA of Pyricularia grisea, 215 nucleotides long. RefSeq lists its product as uncharacterized. The transcript is spliced from 2 exons. The coding region runs from base 6 to 215 and encodes 69 amino acids. The record is from RefSeq and is a predicted model, not a curated record. Lineage: Eukaryota; Fungi; Ascomycota; Sordariomycetes; Magnaporthales; Pyriculariaceae.